Molecule: messenger RNA, 20929 nt
Organism: Xyrichtys novacula (pearly razorfish)
Lineage: Eukaryota; Metazoa; Chordata; Actinopteri; Labriformes; Labridae
Source: the annotation of a GenBank genome assembly
CUUUUCGUUGACGUUAACUUGACGUUGGUAGGUCAGAGUGAUUUAGAGCUCAGAGUACAACACGCUCCCACUUGUAAGAAGUUGGUAGAGACUUUUAACUGUGUUGAAUGUUUGUUUUUCCUCCCAUUUCCAAGUAGCGUCCCUUUCUCUUUUUCUUACUGUUAGACUUUUUUUUUAAAUUUCUUGUCAAACGUAUAAAGUUACCUCAUUAGGCAGCAGUUGGCUGGUUGACCGGGGUCCGCUGCUGUCAAACUUUGGGUUGACAUGGAUUUGUUGCACCGACGACGGAUGGACUAAAAACAAAAGUGUUGUGAAUUUCCAUCAUUCAAAAACAGACUUUGCAACUACUUUUCUGGAACAAGUUGUUUGUAAGUUAUUCGCCUAAAGACAUGCAAAAGUUCAACUCCACCGGUACCAACAGCAGCACGCUGCCCCGGGACGCGGAGCUCCAGUUGCGGUUAGCUGACAGCGGAGGGGCCGGGGAAGGGAAGGAGAACGGUGCUGGGAAACAUUUCCUCGCCCAACCUGAGGAAGGAAAAUCGCUAUGUACGAAGAGGAAGAUGCUCGUUUGUUUGGAUUUAAUAUGUCUUUGUGUUGGUAAGUUGAGUUUAUUCACUUUAAAACUAGUAUAACAGUUGUUUUUUUCUCGUUCGACCCUCAUUAACUACCUUACUAAUCUGACUUUACCCUUCUACCUUUAAAAUACUUCUACUUUUAUCUCCAAGAACUAACUCAAGAGUCCUCUGGUUGCAUAUGUCAACAGCUUAGUACAUCAUGUUGACUUUUAAGAGGUCAGAAGGAGUUUAGACGAGGCUUGUUUCGGUGAGGGGAAAACACUGGAUGGGGAUUUGUAAAAGUUAACGAAGCUGCUAAGUAUUUUUCCACAAGCUCGAUGGAAAGUGUUGAAAAAGGCAGAAAAACGUUCAGCUCGUUCCCCUCGGCGCACGUGGGGGAAGAAGGGAGCGAGAGAGAGGAGAGAAGAGGGGAGGUGGGGAGGGGGCUCAGCUGGCAGGAGCGGAGUUGUCCCGGGAAUUCAACCGUUCCCAUGGAAACCCCGAAAGUUCCCGGGAGAAGAACGUGGGAAUUGGGAUAAAAAACAUGCCCCGUGCUCUUGUGUUGUUGUCAAGCUGAAAAUGACCGCUUCUCUCACUCGAGCGCUUUAGCAUCUCACUGCAGGAUUAUAGAAAUUCACCCACAAAUAAUUAACAGUCAAAUGCUGUUCUGGCUUAAGGUUUAAUAAAAUCAAGAUGUUUUCAUACUGAGAAACAACAGAAACAUGAGGACACCACCACAGGGGCCACUGACAGAUACACAAUGAAGAAGUGAGAGUCUCUAUAAGUAAAUCUGAAGUACUAGACUCAUCUUAACAGAUGCUUUACAUGUUUCUCAUCAGUUUGAGCUGCUGUCAUGACAAUGCUGAUGGAAAGAAAGAUGUUGAAAAUGGCCAAAUUAAUCAUGGACAGUCAAAGUUCAUUGGGGGCCUGUGUUUCAAAAAAGGUUUUGUUUUCAUAUAGAGCAAAACUACUGCCUUAAAUCUGGUUAACACUGUGAGGGAAGAUGUAGUUUAACUUCCUUUGACUGAACUUCAAAGUUUAAACUAUUAAUUAUUUGAUAGUGGGCUUUUCAUCUAGAAAAAUAUACUUUUCAUGCUUUUUCUGAGACGAAAUAUGUCUCAAUUGAGCGCUUUAGCAUCUCUUUUCAGAGUUAAAGAAAUUCAUUCACAAAUAAUUAACAGUAAAAUGAUGUUCUGGCUUAUGGUUUAAUGAAAUCAAGAUGUUUUCAUGCUGAGAAACAACAGAAACAUGCAGACACCACCACCGGGGCCACUGACAGAUCCACAAUGAAGAAGUGAGAGUCUCUAUGAGUAAAUCUGAAGACUCUACAUAAAAGUUGCUUUACAUGUUUCUCAUCAGUUUAAGCUGCUGUCAUGACAGUGCUGAUGGAUAGAAAGAUAGAAAGCUGUUGAAAACGUCCAAAUUAAUCAUAAUUAGUCACAUGGACACCGAAAGUUCAUUGGGGGCAUGUGUUAUAAAACAGGUUUUGUUUUCAUAUAGAUCACAACAACUGUCUUAAUUCUGGUUUUGCAGUAAAUGUUAAACUUCCUUUGACUGAACUUUAAAGUUGAAACCAGUAAGUCUUUAAUAGUGCACUUUUCAUCUAGAAAAAUAUACUUUUCAUGCUUUUUCUGAGACAAAGUGUGUAAAUAUAUGAGUGACAAAGGUGCCCAAGCUCAGGGGAAAAUGUUAAUAUGAUAUGGUUUAAUGAUAGGACAGAUUUUCUUUUCCUUUUUUGUGUUUACUAGAGCUGAUGCAAGUGUUUACAAAGUUCAAACCGUAGCAGAACAUAAUAUUAUUUCUGGAGUGAUUCAGUUUUUAUGUUUCUGUGUGACUUAAAUCUACCAAAAUCCAGUUACUGGAGCUGUCAGAGGAAUACAGACCAGAAAAAGUCUCAGUUGUUGUUGGUAACAUUUCUGACAGAAAACUACAGGACUCGAGUAAAACUCUUAAACUCUUUUAAAGUUCUGAGGGCAAUGAUACUGAAAUCUUGUUAAAAAUCUGCUGGUGGCGCUUUUUGGUACCUGCUCUACUGGAUGUUGUAUUUUAUGAAACUAAUGUAAAUGAGUUUUAUGUUGUCAUCUCGCAUGACUACAAAAGGGAAGGGAGCAUAAGCAUCGUGUGAGAGAGCGGUUAUUUGGACCGGCAGCAAACACGAGAGGUGGAACCCGUCUAGGCAGACGGACAGGUCUCAGCCUCAUUGGCAGUUAGAGCAGAAGAAAUAGCCUGGCAGUGAAAAACAACUGUGCGAGGCAGUUAGUUUCAUUGUAGUGCUAUUCUUGACCCCUGCAGGUAUGCUAUUAGCCGUACACUCAGCAGCUUUGUUUUGUGUUUAGGAAGUGACUGGUGACAAAGCAUCAGUCAGCACGACAGAGGAAAUAAGUCUCUCUCAGUUCUCCUCCCUGGUCACACAAGGAGCACGCCACCAAAAAUCUCAGAGCCUGACAACUUUCAUCUCAGUUUUACUUGAUUACAACACUGAGACUGAGUCAGCGAGCCUCAAGCUGGACUCAGCUGAGAGGAGAAAGAAUAGGAAUAAGUUGUGACUUAAUCUACCUUUGAGUGAAGAGGAUUCAGUGUCUUACUCUUGUUGUGGAGAUUUUACAGGUUGAUUUGAUUUGAUCCAACCUAACGUGUCACUUUAGCAACCUGAAAAAAAUUUUGAUUUAACAAUUUGGGGACCUCAUGUGGAAAAAAAAAAGAGAGCCCCGGUGACCCUAAAAUAAUCUGCUUGCUAGAAUGCAAAAAGAUCAUUUUUAACAGCAGUUUGCAGGAUUGAUAACUGUUGUGCUACAGGGUGGUGCUGUAUGAUUAUAGAUCUAAUAAAGCUUUUUAAUGGGCACAGUUUCUCUGAAAUGGAGUUUCUGAUGAUUAAGCCACAGUUAUUUGAGAGCCCUGGUAAUAUUAAGUCUUUGUUGAAUUAAUCCACCAGCAAAAGAACAAUCUGUUGCAAGUCCAAUGUGAAAGUUAUGUUCCAAGAAAGUCCCAUUACAUAAACAUCCACUCUGACCUCUGUGGACUUAAAACCGCCUUGUCUUGCAGUGUAAAUAAUAGGUUCAUUACUUACCUUUCUAUGAGGAGAAGACAAAUUUUGAGCUGGUUUCCAAGCUGGGUGUGUGCGGACUUCGUCUCUUUCCUCAAUGCGCAAUGCAAAAGGUUACAAACCCCGAGUAAGGAGCCAAUGGCGCCUGUGCAGCUGAAACAGCUGACCAUUCAGUCCGCUUUCUCCAGCCUUACGACAAAACGUUAAAGAGACACAAAAACCUCACAGAUGCAGUAGCUUAUUGUAUUGUUAAAGACAUGCUACCAAUAAACACUGUUAAAUUCAAUUUUUUAUAUCGUGAUAUAUUUCGAUAUCAACUAAUAUGAAAAAAAAUGUAACGUGAUAAACUUUUUACCAUAUUGCCCAGCCCUACUUCAGGGAUCAAUAAAGUUAUCAUUUUCUUAUCUUAUGGCGACAGUUAAUACAACUUGAUUUUCAAUAGCAGUUUAAAAUUUUGUGAUAUUAAACAAUGUAGUACAAUUCAGUUUUUGUUGUACCAUUUUUGGCCCAGGCAGAUCCAUUAGAUUGCUAACAGAUAACUAACCGUCUGGCUGCUUUGUGCCUGUCUCUGCCCUGCUAACCGUCAUGUCAGCUAUCAGCAGAGGCCUGAUUUUGACUCAUCUGCAGGCAUUCAGUAGUGAAUGCAUCACUUAUUACAAAUGAAUAAGACCGUUCAUUUAACUUAACUCUCUUAUCUCUGACCGAGCUAAUUUUCCCCUGAAAAAUGCCAUCAUCAGACUCCCCCAGACAGUUGACCUGGUGGCAUUAUUCCCCCUGUAAAGGGUUCAUUCACUGAUGUAAGCAUGGAAUUUACCCUCAAGCAUCCUGGCGUCAUCCUGCUAUCAUCUGAAGAGGGAUUCACCCUGAUCUGAGGAUAUCACUGUCUGUCAGUUCGCGGUAAAAGUGAGUCGACAACCACAGGAAAAGUGUGAAUUUAUGAAUGGACUUUAAUCUGUUUGGAAUGCUGGGAUACAUUAACCGAGGGUUUGACUCAUGAUACCCGAUCCGACUCUUACUCAACAUGAGGCCUGAAAGCUGUACACCAGUCAUAAGUCAGGGUUGUUUAUGUUGGUGUUCUGACGUGCGUUUAAGGGAUUCUUCACAUUGAUGAAUUGUUCCGGUUUUGCUCAGUGUCAGUAGUUUGCAUGGUAACUGCAGAGUGCAAGUGUCUGCUUCUUAGUGGAACUGUAGGGGUCUGACCAGGAGAGACCUGACAGAAUCCGCGCCCUGUGGCUGCAUCCAACAUCAAACGUCCAGCCACCCAGAGGUCAGGAGGUGUCGGCUGUUUGUCAUAUCUGCUGAGCGUGCAGGGGCAGGUCUCCCUCCCUCCCCUGCACUGCUGGUUCCCUUCAGCACAGGUGGUCCUCACUCUGUCAUCACCCCAAUAAAGUCAGUUAUUGACUCUCUUAAGAGUCAUUGGGAAAUAAUUGGAAUUGGCACUUGAAAACCUGCCAUUAGCUUCUACAGCUCAGAGGAACUUUAUGAUUGCCUGGGCUUGACCUUUUUUACGAAGGGUUAAUUGGAAGAUAGUUGCACACGUUCACAAAAAUUUAAAGGUUGGGUUGAAAUGAUGAUAAAAAGAUGACGUGAUCCCCUGCUCUGAUAUUUUGCAAAUGGUUUUAUUUGCUUGUUAAAACAGAGAGUAGCCACAAUCAGUCGAUCACUGUUCUGUGUGAGUGUGUUUUUGUCCCAGACGUGAAGCAGCAUGCCAGAACCGGAGGACUUGUAUCUUCCUCAGUGAUCUGAAUUCUAAAGAGCUCCCUCUUUUCAGCUAAUCUCUGCUUUUGUCCCCUUUCACCCCCUUUUUUCCCUCUUUUUCUCCAGGCAAACUCUAUUUUGGGACUGAAGGUGUUCCAGCAAUGUAAAUAGGUGUGUGAGCGUGAGUGUGUUUUAUGUCUGCAUGCGUGUUUAGGGCGGAUGGCGGGUUUAUGUUAGAGGAUUCCUGGUUCUUUUCUUUUCUGGCAGAGAAAGCUGCCAAGUGAGUGAGACAGCGAGAGGCCAACACGUCACAGCAUGUCAGCGUGUACAGGGCCAGGAUUAUUAAAUUGUCUCCUGUGUGCGUGUGUACUCGUGUGUGUGUGUUUAUGAGUAAAAGUGUGGGUGUGGGUGUUUUUUAAGUAUGCGUCAUCCUCUCUGCUAAUGUGGACACCCUACUACAGCUGCCAUGUGCGUACUGUUUGUUGACAAUUUUGCCGGGCCUGUUUUGCCGCACGCUUAAGGCUCUGAUCAAACACACUCUGAAGUUAUGGAACACGGUGGCGUCACUCUGACAGAUGGAGAGCCAUUAAAAACGCCUCAGACAAAUCAUUAGCUAGUGGAAGAAGUGAUUUUGCGUCCUCUCCCUCGUCAGAGUAUUAAUGCAUCUUCUUUCUAUUUGACAUUACUGCAGAGGUUCAGGAAUCCAUUAGCUUCAUCCUUCCUUAGGGAGGCCACAUGGGCACAUGUACUUUACUGUCGAUACGUCUUCCAUUAGCACAGCAGAGCCAGCUCAGGCCCAAGAAAUGUCUCAGUCGCCUGGAGGCUUAGGGGCAAGUGAGAGCCUGAAUGAGUGAACAGCCUCAAGGAGGGCGAGCGGAGUGAGGUGUGGAAAGAGAGAAGGGGUUGAGGAUUUACAGUAGGGGUCAGAAGUCAGACCCAGGGGCGCCUGAGGGAUCUUAUUCACAGCUGUCUGGUCUUGUCCUCAAGAGGAAGUCACUCUGAGAAGGAUAGGAAGGGUUCAGACGGCAAAUAGCUUCAAAUGUACUUUUAAUGAGGCAGCUGCAAUCUUCUCCUCCAUGACGGUUCCAUAAGUGCCCAAGGUGGUCCAUAGUAUUAGCCAUAAUGAUUGAAUAAAGAUGUGUGUGGUGCUCGAAUCCACAGAGCUCAUUAGGUAGAAUGGGUUUGGCAAGACUUCCCGUCAAAGUAGCUACCUGAAUCCCAAUACAGCCUGUAGCCUCUGCUUUGCGUCUGUCGGAACUAAUGGCUCGUCCUCUUCUCCCUGUCCCCCUAUAAGGAGACCUAGCGGGCCCCCUUGGCGCCGCAGCAUGCUCACCCAUCACAGAGUCUGUUUUAUCAUUGUGUCACAUUUCACCUGCUGAAGCCUUUCCUCCCUUCAUCCUCUGAAGUCGUUCCACCAAAAUACUCAGACAAAACAUCCCUGCAGCCUUCAACUCUUUCCAUACAUACACCACCAACACAAGCAGGCUACCCUGUGCCAAAUACCUCCCCUGCUGUCUCACCACAAACCCUCUGUUCUUCUCACAUUGUACUUACUGCCAGCCCUCACCUCACCUCACAGCACACACCCUCACCUUCACACCGCAGAACCCACCAGAGAGCUGCUUUAAAGUUUCCAAGGUGCAUACCAGAGUGGCGGGUCCUUUAUGUUCCUGCUGAAUCAGACAGGCAGACAGACAGCCCACUUAAGACCUCACCGCUCAUGCCCUGAACUCCAGAGCUGGGCUCCAGGAAGCAGGUCAGUGAAGUGUGGAGAGAACAGAAGCAGCUGUGGGAAGCAUGUCUCCACUGGCCGGCAGGAACAGUAACAGAAACAGUGUAGGGGGGCACCCACCCUCCCAGGGACAGGUAUGAAAACAUAAAUUAAAAAAAACAUCUUUUAAUAUAUAUAUAAGCACUUUAGGCUGGCAUAGGAUUUUCACUGUUUGAUAGUUUCCUUCCGGCCUGUUUUUGGUCAUAGUCUGUAGUGUAGCCACCCUUUACCAGUCAAAGCUACUGCCUUAACUCUGUAACUCUCUACUCAGGUGUUAACAGCAGAGAUGACAGAUAGCGUCUUGUUGUGAAAUACAUUUUGGCAGUAGUUUGAACUCGAAAACAGGGGUGGUUUUUCAUAGGCUGUGUUUGGUUGAGGUAUUACCACUUGACUGAAGCAAUGCACCACCAGGGAAGGAAUUGGGAAAUUGACAUGCACCAAGUACUGAAGGUUGGUGGUGCUAGCUCUCCAGAGGUGUGAAUCUGCAGACUCUGUGCUUAGCCAUGCCAACUAGGGCAAAGAAAUCCUUGGUCAACUAAAACCCUGAAAUUUUUGACCAAAAGAUCAGAGUAGGAGUCCAAAUCUGACGACUCACCCUUCUGCGGGGUGAAAAUAUACUGACAUCAGCACAAGAAGGCAAUCAAACACGAUGAAAGUUAAAACGCUCAAAACGAAAAUAAAUAUUCAGCCAACCACCGGACGCUGAUUAACGUUGACGCUCUUCAAUCUUUCUGUCUCCAGACGGUCUCCAAUGGAUUGGGUGAAUCCAAAGUGGUGAAAACAAGGGGGGUGUUCUGAGACAGGCUGUUACCUGUGAAAUGGGUGUGGUGUGAAAACACCCCCAUUAGCACUUGGUAUGUUCUUCCUGUUGAAAUUAACCAUAGACUGUAAAUUGACGUGGAAAAAGAUUUAGUCGACCAAUCGGAAUCUUGGUCGACUCAGCACAUAUCAACCAGUAAGUCGACCAGUCGACUAGGACUAUACAGCCCUAAUGCGACCUAAAUCAUUUCCCAAUUUUAACUCUUUUUGGAGUGUUUUCCUACCUCGGAAUUUAAGUUUCGACUAGGUAAUAAUGUCCUCACAACAUCCCUUCAUGCAGCCUAUGUCUUUACAAACACAUGAACUGGAAAACUUGAAUUUGAUCUCAACAUAGUGCCUCUACUUGACACAGACACAAGACACAGUCUGCAGUCCAGCGGCGGCAGCUGCAGAUGCUGAUGAUAGCAGAUGAUUAAAAGAGAUCCAGGUCUGUUGUGGCUCCUGAGUCCUUCUUUGUUCUCCUCUGAUUAGUCUCUUUGUGCUGCCGUCUGGGCAGACCAAACAGAUCAGUCCCUUGAAGCAAUCCAGCCAAUUAUGACAUAAAAAAUGAGCCUCUUAGCACAGGGGGCAACCACUCACCCUUAUCCUCCUUAUCCACCGCUUAACUACCUGGAUUGGGCCACCAAGGAUGAACCACCUAUGAGGAUAUAUACACACACACAGUACUUUAAUUGGGUUUAUGUCAGUUUACGGUUGCCAAUCCUAAUCACAGCCUUGGUGGGAAUGACUUCACCUCCUGUUUAAGUGUAACCUGCCCCGCAGUCCUAUGUUGAGUGAGUGUGCGAAUUCGUUCUUUUGUAUGUUUGAGCCUGUUUGACGGUGCAUACAGUCUGCCUCCUCAAACAAAGACUUUUUUCAAUAUCAGGUGGAACAUAAAAGACUCAGCUCUGCCCUUGAAGUACCUGACUCAAACUAAAUAGUUAUUAUGAGCGAGAGAACAGAUCAAGGCUUGCUGAUAGAGACAGCUCUGUGCAGCGAAAGUCAUUAUUGCAUGAAUAAUUGAACAUGCCAAUCCAGCCCGACUGCAGACUGCUGUUCAUGAGCAUGUAAGGCACACAGCGUCUUGAAGUGUUGUAACCGAGGGAUUAUCAUGCUUGCAAAGAUUCAAAUUACGACACUUUGCAGUUCAGUUCACCAGCUUAUUUUUUUUUUUUUGCAAGGUUGACUCAAAGGUAAACAAGCAGCUUAAAAUUUAGUUGGGAAACUUUGGCACAUGCGAGCUUGCGAAGGGGCCCAGUGAGGGUGGAUGGACCACCCCUGAAGGGUGCUGUAACUAGCUGGGUUGCAGCCCAGACACUACCCAGUCCGGAGCUGCAGGCCAGAUGGACCCGUGUUGACAGGUCACUUAUUAUCUAGCCUAUCAAAGAGCAAAUGUAGAGCGAGGUCUGCACGGUCAAAUAGCAUUGGGUGUGAUGGAGCAGAUGCCCAUUAUUGUGGUUUAGAUAUAGCUCUAGGCUGACUGUCGUGCUAAUCUAUGAGGAUGCACAGGCUGCUGUCAGCAGGCGCAUCCGCAUGAGUUCAGUUCAGUGGGGUCUGUGUUAGUGAACUCGCCUCUCGCCUGCACGUCUUUCAGCUUGUUGGGCUUUAGUGUGGUUUAUUUGGUCGCUUGGUUUGUCUUUGAGGUGCUGGUGGGUUUCGGGUGGGAUUGUUUGGUUGUCUGUUAGUCUGUGUGGCUGUGGGUUUGGUUUGUUUGCAUCCCAGUGUGGUUAUUCUGUUUAGUGCGAGUCUGGAUGUGAGUUGGGGGGGGUAUUCUGCUGGUUGAGGUGGGGUCGUGUUUACAGAGCGAGUCCCAGCAGAGCCCAGAUCUCUGACCCCCACAUUCCAGAACCACCACUAAUCGCCUCCGUCUGCUGUUCUCUGUAGACAAACCCAUGCUGCAUCUCUGUUGGCUUCAUCACUCCAGUUUUCUCUCACCCAAGUAUUCCUGCCCUCAUCCCCAUUUGUCAAUUUAGAAGCCUUGAGGCCACGCAUUUUAGCCUAGUUCGUAGUCUGACACCGUAUUGAUUAGUAGAUGUUUAGCAACAUGACCAUGAAGCAGGCCAAUGAAUAACCACCAUCUGCUCUCCUUUAGUUCUCUGCCUUUUUCUUUUCCUAAGAAGUUUUUUUUUUCUUCACUUUCUCUCUCGGUUGUUGUUGUUCUCCUCUCACAGUGAGCUCAUUCUGGGCUGUGGUCAUAGAUGUGUAAAUUAGAACCAGAAGACUUUCUCAGAGUGAGGCUCAUAUCCCCUCUGCUCUCAUUCCUCCUCUUCUCCUUCUCUUCUCCCCCUCCUCCCUUCUUUCUUUCUAUCCCUUUUGACUAUUUGAAAGCAUUCCUGCUUUGAGUGUCAGGCCCAGCGAGCAGCACAUUUUGGCCCGGCUGUGUUAGCCAGCCCACUCCUCUUCCUCCUCCUCCUCCUCCUCCUCCUUCUGGGUCCCCUCACAGGCUUUCCUGGCCAAGCUCUCUCUUUGAGCAUGUCUUGGCCAGGUGCAGAGGUUUGCUCACAGCUGCCUGACAGAUGAUGCGAAGGUCUCUGGAGGGUUUUUGUGUCUUGUUGUGAAAACCGUUUUAAUGUAGUUGUAAAGCACGGAGGUUGACUGUGAAACAGGAGCUUGUAAUUUGUAUAGGAUGUGCAGAUACUGGGGAACUUUCCACAUGGUUUCCAGGACAUUUGCUUCAUUUUUUUUUACUGAGAAUUUGUGACACAACUCCAGCUGGGGGAAUUUUGGUGGAUUUGAUUUUUUUAGAACCUUUGCAAACAGCUUUGCCUCAAUGGUGUGAACUUUGGUUCUUCGUCUUUGAAGCCAAAUCUAUUCAAGGGCGUCAUGCAAUAGUUGGAAAGCGAUUGCAAGCCAUCAGCGUCUGCAGUCUUAAAAUGUGACGCCCUCUGGCUCAGCAGCUCGCCUUUGAUUAGAACUCUCUGAGAAGACCAUGUACCUACCAAAGAGUGUUCAGUUUUCUAUGUAUCAUCUAUCUAUUACCUCUUUGUCAGUGCAGAGUGAUAUUAAUCAUUGACAGAGGAAUUGGAAAAGAGAAAGCAAAACAAAAAAAAAGGUCUGUUGUUUCAUCAAAAUUUCAGCUGGAACAGUUCUUCUCUGUGCUCCAUGAUGCGUUCAAGUGCACAAGAAAAAGUCCAAAAUUACAAUCACUCAAACUCGUUUCAGUCAUGACACCAGUACAUCUGAGUCAAGCUUAUAUUCUAAGUUUAUUUUCUGUGUUUAGCACUUCUAAUUAGAGGUGUCCCAAAUCACUAUUUAUAUCGGAUAUCAGUCCGAUAUCAACAAAAACUUGAGUAUAUUGACCUGCAUCUAAAAUCUCCAAUAUCAGCACUCCGAUACAAGCAGUCCAUUCCAGACUCCAGCACCUCUAUCUAGCAGCACCCAUAGCCAGCAUGUAGAGCCCACGUGAUCGCAACAACAGUGUGUACAAAGCAUAGACUGUAUAAAGAAUGGACGCCGUCUGCCUCCUCACUGGGUGAAGCCACCCAGAGAACAGCACCCUCUGGUGACGGGCUGCAGUAUCGGUCAUAAAUCCCACCUCCGCUUGCCAUACUUAAGGGGCUGUGGACAAACUUUAGAAAUUUAUUACACAGAACAUAAUUUUUCUCCCCCCUGCUUGUGAUGUUGACAUGUAGUUACUGUAAGACUGGUUUGUGCUCAGGUCCUUUUUUUUUCUGUGCAGGUCCGUUUUUAAAACUUAUUAGGGGGUUCAUGUUUUCUAUGAUUGACACUUGAUAAAGCCUAUGGGCGUACGACGAUUGCAUAGUUUACCUGAGGGGAUACGCUGUUUGAGCUGAGCGUCAUCACAGCGACUCUCCUGCUGUAUGUGUACAACGCUGCUGCGAAAUGUUGGUUUCAGGAAGUGGUGAAAAAUGCAGAAUCACAGAUAGCUUUUCGGCUUCAAAUCCGUCUACAGAAGGCGGAACCUAGCUGUCCAUAGUAUAUACAGUCUAUGGUAUUAAUGUACUAACAAAGUUCCAAAGAGUAGGAGUGAUGUCGGCCCUGUCUCAGUAUUUUUCAUAAAAGUCUGAAAAAGACGUUGCAGCUGAGUGCAAAACUUGUCAUGCACAAGUAUGUGCUUAUAUUGGAUCAAUAUCGGUAUCGACCAGUAUCUAAGGCUGCAAUAUUGGUAUUGUGUUGGAGGAAAAAAAGUUGUAUAGGGACACCCUACUUUUAAUGAAGUUGUUUAACCUCUUGUAUGAGGUGAACUCAUAGUAUUCAAACCUUCACUCACUAGUAAAUCUUAAAAUUUAAUUAAUGCAACAAUGAGUAUUACUUAAGAUGCUGAAAUUGAAGUAAUCCAUCGACUACAAUGCAAACUGAUCUAGUCAUUUUGCUCCAUCACACUCACUCACACACACUAAUCUGCUACAUCAUCAUCCCCCUCCUUCUUAUGUACAUACUCUGUAUAAACACAUGCACGUACACCAGCAUGCUCAUGCAAAUACAUGCAAACUAACAUUCUUGUCACGCCAGCAUGUUUUGACUGUUGACUGUUUGUUGGGUUUUUUUUAGUGAGGACGUAUUGAAACCUGUCUGAAGUUCUUUUUUACUAAAUGGAAAAUCUACAGAGUCACUUAGUCUGAGCCAGACAUGAACCAGACCACGAAUCUAUUACACAUACACACAGAUAAGAGGAUUAGGAUUGGGUGGUUCAGGGAGUGCGUUUUAUACAGGUAUCUGAUAGGAACCAGGAAACCAUCAUACAGGUUUUCUAUUUUUACAUUAAAGUAAGAGGUUUCUUGUACUACUUGUUUUACUGUUCUUUAAGGUGUCCUAUGUAAUAGACCUGAUAUUAAUAACUAUCAAUAUCAACUAUUUAAUGCAGGAUUUUUGGCAUAAGUGCUGUUUUAAUUGUUUGUGUUGUAUGAUGGAGCUUCUAUUCUCAAGGUAAUCAUUAAAUUGGUUGAAAACUGUUUGUCUUUUUUAAUAAAAGUAGGAACUUUGCUCACUUAACACCAGAGUUUAAAAUGUUUAACAGAUUCCCAGCAUGGUUUCUUGGUCUACUAAGACAGAUAAGACCUGUUUGUGAGCUUCAUAUGGAAGUUAUAUCGGGGAUAUCAGAAUGUGCCAGAGCUGCACGUAUGUAGGUGUCUGUGUCUGUGUGUGUCAGAUGCCUGUAAAUGGGAGAUCCAGGUCAGAUAAAGGGUGUUUCCUAUCUCUGACUCUCCCUCUCUUUGUUGGCGUCACAGCCUCUGCUAUCUGCUGGCAACAUGUUUCCCUCUCUCCCUCCCCUCACUUUCCGACCAAGGCCCCUCUUAAAAUAUAUGAUGGAGGGCUGUUUUUUCAAUCUAUGUUGUGUCUUUGUUAGGGCAGCAUGACUUUGACUUUACAGGUUGUUAACACAAACUUCUCUCUGUAAAAGUCUCGGUCGAGUAGAGCUAUCUCCUUCAGCUGCUGUCACAUGAUUGCAUGAAGAGCUGUCUCUUUAUGUGUUUUCGUGCUGAUAGCCUCAAGCCUAUAGAUUGUUUCCUAUGUUAUCAUUGUUUAUCAGUUCAGAGAGGCUUAGGUUUAUUGGUGGACUGUAUGGUUGUCGCAGCACACAGGAAAUAUGUUUAAAACAGCAACAAAGUCGAUAUGGAGGAGUCUAAAGUACUCGUGGUUGUUUACACCCGGUCAGGUAAAAGUGCGCUGCACUUUAUCAGUCAAUAAUUGCUCAUUUAUUUAUACUCACUGAGACAUGCUUGUGAUCUUCCUCUGCGCCAGAUUUCGAGUUGAGUGGCCUGUGCAUACUCAGUCACGUAGUCUGAGAGAUUCCCUGGCAGGAGCAGUGUUUUGGACUGGGUGCGUUCCAGCCAACCAGCAGACCCUGGGAUGACAGGAAGAGGCACAGAGGUUAAUGAUUAGUCCCAUGUCCUCGCUGCAUUCCAUGGGGUGACGAGGGGACAUGGGAUAAUGGACAAAGAAUUGGAGCAGGCUGGGCCGGCUUACAAGGGGACUAUUGGCUAUUAGUUUUUAAGUCGUAUACAAAUUAAAAGCCUUGAGGUCCAGCUUGUGUUCUGGGGAUAGAGAGACAUGAUUUUCUUCACUGUUGUUCAACUUUAACCUAAAGAAGAAUUCUUAACUAUGUGGCCGGGCUGGGUGCUUUAUUUGCUUAAGUGUGCUAGACCUUGACAUCCUUUUACCUGAUACAGAGGUUGUGUAAUUAGUGACUAUUCAGGAAACACUGGUAACUCAUAUGCGGAACAUUAGUUAAUCUAAGUUAAGAUGCAAUGAUGUCAAAGUAGAUGCUUUUCUCAGCAGGUUAAAAAUGUAUCAGUGUUGUGUUUCCUUGCUCUCUCUACACAUUAGAGGUGUCCUGAUACAACUUUUUUACUUCUGAUACGACACCGAUAUUGUAUCCUUCAGUAUUAGCCAAUACCGAUAUUGAUCCGAUAUUGGCACGAGCUUGUGCAUGACAAGUUUUGCACUCAGCUGCAACGUCUUUUUCGGGCUCUAACGAAAAAUACUGCCACACAGCCGACACCACUCCUACUCCCUGUUACUUUGUUAGUACAUUAGUACACACUGUUAGUACACACUGUUAGUACACACGUGGGCGCUGCUAGCUAGAGGUGCCAGAGUAGAAUCUGGAACGGACCGCUUGUAUCAGAGUGCUGAUAUCUGAGAUUUCAGAUGCAGGCUGAUAUAAUCCGAUAUUUGUUUUUUGGCUGAUAUUGUACCGAUAUCCAAUAUCAAUAUCGGGACAGCCUUACUACACAUCCUUGAAAAUCUUCUUCCUCCUGUCUCAUCCUGAUUCUUCACCGUCACUCCCAUCUGUUUGUUUUGUCUCUAUGUCUGUCUCCUUCUCCCUGAUCCUCCUUUGGGAGCAGCUAUGUGUGGAAUUCUUGAUCCCCCAGGAAUCUGGUAAUCAUGUCCCCCGGAUGACUGACACCUUUAAGAGCUGCUCCCUGCGAGACAGGAGUAUCUCUGUGUCUCACUCUGUCAGCCUCCUUCUCUUCCUGUUAUCUGUGUUGUACAGAUCAUACACUCGCAGACACUCAUCAGGCCAUCUUUUGUUUUUCACCCGCAUCCCCUCCCCUUCUCUCCCACAUCUCAUCAGCCUCCAUCCCGUUCUUUGCGUGUGAGCUGAAAGCGGUGGCUCCGUACAGGCGAGGCUUCUUCUGCGGAGACUCAAGCAUCACUUAUCCCUACGUGGAGAGAGAGGCCAUCCCUGACAGCCUGCUCAUCGCUGGUGGUAUGAUCAUCACAGGCCUAACGGUAAGACUUUGUCAUGAAGAGUUCAUGUGUUCGAGCAUGUGUAUGUUUUAGAAAACAAACACUCUUUUAUGUUUGCAGUGUUUGUGCAGCUGUACAGUACGACUUAACCAGUUCCUCUUGUCCUCUCUCUCUCUCUCCUCCUCAGAUUGCUCUGGGUGAAUGUUACCGUGUGCGUUUCAGAGGCGUACACUCCAGAGCUUUCGUUCAAAACUGUUACGUGUCCUGCCUGUACAAGGAGCUGGGGAGCUUCAUGUUCGGUUGCUGUGUGGGUAUGUCUCUCACCAACAUGGCCAAGUUGAGCGUGGGACGUCUGCGGCCCAACUUUCUAUCCGUCUGUAACAUCACAUAUGCGUCCAUAAACUGCACUCCGGGCAGCUACGUGCCACAACCAGAAUGCAAUCAGACAAAUACGAAGAUGAUAGAGGAAGCAAGGUGUGUGUUAAGCAUGUGUAGGUGUGUUUUGUGUGCUUGUGCAUAACUCAAAGGUCUAAUAUGUAACCAUCGGCAUCUUUUAUCAACCCUCUCUUUCAGGAAGUCUUUCUUUUCCGGCCAUGCUUCCUUUGCAAUGUACACCAUGCUCUACCUGGCAGUAAGUCAACCCCACUGUUAAAUACACACACACCCACAUAUAUACACGCAACCAACCAACUGGAGUGUGACCUUCACUCUCAUCUGCACUUUCGUUGAGUAAUUACAGUACUCUGCGCUGUGUUUACAGUGUUCAGGGAAUAUUACAACUCUCACUUUCAUUUCUGUUGUUUGAAACAAACUUGUUCCCGAGGGGACAAGAACACUCGGAGCAACCGUUAGAUAGAUAAGCUAAUUAAAAAUGCGCAAACACACACACGCACACACUCACAGAUGUGUGUUUUUAGAUAUAUUCACACUUCCUGAUCGUGAGGGAGGAGAUCUUUAAGUGCAGCAAUUCUCCAAAGGCAUCCCGCUUCAAACUGAAAGAGAUGGUGAGACAGAGAGGGAUGGAGGAAUGAAGGGGGGAGAGAGGGAGUGAGGGAGAGGGAGUUGGAGAAUGAGUGAGAAUGUUUUCCACGGGGAACAUGAAUAGAUGAAGAGACUCCACAGACAGAGGAGGCCUUGUUGUGGGUCUCAUUUAGAGGAGGGGGGGCGGCGGAGUGCUGAAUAUGCCUGCUGAGAGAUCGACAGGCUUCUUUCAGCAAGAAAAAACCCUUCCAACACCCCCCCUCGUCCUGGCCUCCCCCCUUUUCUUCAUCCCUCUCUUUUUCUGUCACACCGCACCGCUCAGUGCUCACUGGUGCAUUGUGGGAGAGAAAAUGACAGUUAGAGGGAGACAAAAGCUCAUUAUUAACCAUUAAAUGUUCAUAAUUAUCAUGAGGUCCUCUAUUAAAACCCUCAAACGACAGUCGUGGUGACUUUAAAAUCGAAUCCGUACAGUUUGCAAAACCAACGUCCAAGAGUGAAUGUGGGUAAGGAGGAGGAAAGGGAAUUACUGACUACCUUAUUUGCACUUGUGGUCUUUGUUAUUCAAAUGAAAAAGAAAGCAGCUCUUCUCCGACCAGAAGAGACAAACAAGGAUAAGUAGUGGGAGUGCCAAUCGGGUAGAAAUGGUCUGAGAAAAACAGCGGCCUCAGUGAGUUACCCUCGUUCCUCUCCCACCUCAUUGUUUCUGAACACUCUCACACCUCAGGCACAAACACACACAAACACACACACUGGCAUGUGAGUUUGCUGCUAGCUAGUGUUUCAGCAGACCCCAGAGAUUGUAUCAAACCUGUAGCUACAUGCCACCCGGACUGCGGCCAGCUGCUAGUGUUUAAGGCAGGAACAGUGACACCUGCUCUCAGAUAGGGAGAGAGAAAGGCCGGUGAGGGUCUGCCUCACUUUCAGGAAUGUAGGCCACGUGCUCCCCCAGUGUUCCACACAUCCAGACAGACCCCCAGCCACCUCGUAAGGCUGCGUCACACUCGCCCUGUGACCCUGUUUUUACACACACACAUAUACACACACAUCCAUUCUGCAUUGUAGAGCCGGAGCAGGAGAUGAGGAUGAACAAAAGGAGGAAAUGGGGUUUAGAUAGUGUUAAUGGACUUGUGCCAAGCUUGUCUUUCCCCUCUGGGUAGCAGACCGAGUGGAUGUUUCCCUUCCAGAGCACCACCUGUGUUUAUAGAACUUGAAUCACAGGAUUUUCGUUAUCAGUUCAUGUUUGAGGGCUGUUAUUUUUACACAAAAGCUCCUGGACGCAACUAUUCAGCUACAACAUGAUGACAAGUCCAGAUUUUAUGAAUCGCAGAGAAUUACGUCCAGGCUUUUAACUUUGUGAACAAAAGUAAAGUGAUCUGUGGAAGUUUGUCGCUUGUAGCACAGCACCAGGUGGUGUCUAACUAGUGAGAGGGUCAAUAUCCAGAUAUCUGUAGUGAAGCUUAUCACAGUGAUAUCUUUUCCCUCUGCUGUUAGUGUUUGCACAGUUCUCACAGAGUUCAGGCGUAUCAUUAAUCCAACUAGAGGUGUAUCAUUAAUCCAACUUUCUUUUUAUUUGUCACGCUGUCUAAACAUCACUAAGAAGUGUUUUAUGUCUUUGUGGUUCGGCUCUAUUCUUAAGCACAAUGACUCUUGAGAUGCUGGAUUAAACUGGUUGUAAUAUUUUACCGAGCUGCCGCCAACUCUUGAAACCCGAGCGCUGCACAUAUUGCAUGUUGUUGUCAGAGUUGUUGGCGUAGCAGUCAUGAAAUAUCUACAAACCUCUGUACAGGGUUCCUAAGCAAGUAUGGAAAGUAUGGAAGUAAUUUGAUCAAUUUCCAGGUCUUAAAAAGAAUGGAAAAUGAAAAAUAAAGCAUGGAAAAAUAUUUAUGUUAAUAGACUAUAUUACCACAGUUAUAAAAUACUCUUUUCUAAAGUAGAAAAGUAGGUAUUUCCAAAAGUAAUUUUAAAAAGCAGGGUAUGGAAAAGUUUGGAAAUUCACAGUUAUAGUUACAGUUAUACAGUUAUACAAUAGUUAUAGCACAAUAUAAUACCUGACGUUAUAAGUCAUAAUAAAAUGCUUUAUAAUGUGAUGGUUAUUGCUAUAAAGCAUUAUGAUCAUUUUUGAGCGUUUAUAACUAUAGUUAUACAGUGCUCUAAUGUGAUUAGUACAUAUUAUACAUAUAUUUAUAAUGCGUAUAGAGUUAGGCUUCAAAUAAAGUGCUACCAAAAAGUGCAGAGUAAGUUUAGGUGAACGAUUUGUUCAAAAGAACCAGAUCUUUAAGUGAACAUAUUGAACGAAUCACCUGACUUCCCCAGGUGAUUCGUUUGUUUCUCACUUCAGUUGAGCCAAAGUAAGAGACAGCAUUGCCAGGCGAGCAGCCGGCGUACGAGGGACCCCAUGCGCUGACACCUGAAUCACUUGGUGAACGAAUCAGGCAUUGAGCUACACUCUACCAUGCCACCCUAACAACUCACAUACAAUAGGACACAGCAUGUAACAAGUAGUGCAUAAAACCCGCAGCAUCUUAGGGAAUGGUGCAUAUUCAGUGUGAAUUCUUCUAAACCUUCAGUGAACGAAUCACUCACUGACCCCAUCACUGAGCGGACAUGAUAAAUAGCAUACCAUAGUACAGUACACUUAAAACAUCAUGACUUAUAAACAAGUUCAUUUUUACAAACCUGUUGCCAAAGCAACACAGCCGAACUCUCAAAGAAAGCUCUGAAUUGAAGUGAAUCCUAAAAAGGUUCAGCUGUGUAUCAGUUCAAGAGGUCGGAGUUUGCAGGCUUCUACCGCCAAGCACUAACUGAUUUGGUGAUUUGGUGAACGAAUCUUUUGAACGAAUCUUUUCAAUGAACUGAUUCUAGUAAUUCAGUACAUCUAAAAAAACUGCCGUGCUCAUCACUGAAGAAUACUGAGAGUCAGGUCGGCGCAUCUCUAAUGAUGAUACGUGUCUUCUUUUUUGCAGUUCUACUUGCAGGCGCGAUUAUCGUGGCGAGGAGCUCGGCUUUUGCGCCCGCUAUUACAGUUCCUCUUAGUGAUGAUCGCUAUCUACACCGGGCUGAGCCGCAUCUCUGACUACCGCCACCAUCCCACUGACGUCCUCACCGGCUUCAUCCAAGGAGGGCUCACUGCAUACUGGGUGGUAUGUGGAAACCGUCUGUUGUCUAAAUAAUCUUUAAAAACAGUUAUCUCUGUCUUCACAGGAUUUGUUUCUCUCUGCUCUCUGUUGACCGAGUUAGCAUAAACAAUGGGCUUUCUCCCUCAUUCUGCUCGGUCUGAUCUCUCAUAGUGUUUAUAAACAGAGGAUGAUUGACAGCAUGUGUGGUCUGCAAAUUUUCCCUGACAUGUAUGUGUCUGUGCCUGCAGGCCUUUUACAUCUCCUCCAUGUUUAAGCCCUGCACCCGUCCAGACCUGUCUCCCACUAGCAUUUCCUUGGAGAGUCCACUAUCCAGCCAGCAAACGGUUUGUUAGCAGGCACGUGCAAUCAUCCCAGGAAAUCAGAAGAUAAAAGAAGAUGGACUGCAGCGAGACGGGGAGAAUGUCAGCGAGCACACACAAGGAGAAAAACGAGAGAAAGGGAAUCAUACUAAGAGAAGGAUAUGAUUAACGAGUACAAUCUAACACAUGCUUGUCCGCACAAGCAAACACGCAGCCACACAGUAAUCUAACAUGUUCACUCACUCACAUAUGUGAAAAAAACAAGAAGCACAUUUGACUCUGAGUCAAAGCCGUCCAGUGAAAAGAACUGCAUAGAAAUACUACAGAUAUUUUUUUAUAUAAGAAUAAAAAAAAUAAAGUGUCUAUUUUUCAAGAGGAUUUUAGAAGCUGCUAAUGUUGAUAGUUUUCACUUUGAACCUGUUUUAUUCUCUUUGAUAGAGGCAUUCGGUCAGUGCAUUUAGUUAGCUUCCAAACUGAAACGCUAACUCUUUUUUUGUUUUGGGUGAGAGAGGGGAGGAGAAAACGGCGGCCAUCCUGUUAGUUUUCGACUCCCCGCUUAACUUGGAAACAUCCCCAGCAGCUGUGAACUGAGACCAUCGCACCUCAGAUGUUCGGACAGCUCUGUACAAAGCGACAGAACUGGAAGUGAUAAGGAACAAGCACUGGCUUCAACUUUUAACCAUCUUUACCUUCGGUGGCCUUUUGAGCCGCCGCUCUAAUCAGACUGCCUGAAUCACUAUAACUUCACUUUAACCUCUAUGUAAGCAAAAAACAGUAUUUGUACUGUUAUACGAUGUUAACUUUCUUUUUUUUUGUGUAACCAAGGUGGUGAUGUAGAAGACUCUGACCUUCCACAUCACUGCGUCUUCUCUGUACUAACCACUUUGACAGUGUCUCAGAGGUGGAGGUUUGACUGAAUUUUGUAACCUUUCACUUUUGCCCCCCCCGACUCUCUGAGCUGCACCUUGAUUUAUGCCACUCUAACAGGAAGGAGGCUGCCACCCCAGCGGCCCCUCCUGUGUAUCUUUAUUAAUAGCACUUGAACAUAAUGGAACCUUAUAAUUGUAAUCAAUAUUAUAUUUUAUCACACGUUUGAAUAAUCAGUGUUUAUUUUUGUUAAUGGCAGACUCAUAAACUUUUGUUUGUCUUUUUUUUUCUUGAAAAUGAUAAUUAUUCAAAUUGAAUGUAAAUAGCUAUGUCAUUUUAUAAACCACACAGAAUUUCAAAAAGUAUUAGUUCCAGUUUGGACAGUUUUUACAUGUUUAUUAAGUGUUUGUAUUUACGUUUGUAUUGAUCAGGUACGGAGAGUUACUAUUGUAUCUGUUGUAACUACUAGACUGAGCCACAGAUAUUAUCAGAAAGCUAUAUUUUUUGUGUUCCCAGUUAUUGUUAUAAUUUGUUCGUGUCGUCUGUGAAUGCCAGAAAAGGCAGAAAUAACCACUGUACUCAAAAAAACCAAACCAAUAAAAUGAAUGUUGAAUGUUUCUCCGACC